AUGGCUCAACGCAAUAUACUUGUGACCGGCGCGACUGGCUAUGUAGGAGGUUCAGUCCUGACAACGCUUUUGAAGUCCGAAAGUGCCCUCAUUCAACCAUCGUCUGUCACAGCGCUGGUCCGAAAGAAGGAUCAGGCAGACGUUCUUGCGUCUCAGGGCAUCAAGACGUCCAUCUUUCGAGACCUGGACGACUCUGAGCAUUUGAAACGUGUUGCCGCUGAGCACGAUGUGGUGAUCCAUACUGCGUCAGGGUUUCAUCUUGGCUCUGCUUUGGCCUUGAUUGAGGGGCUGGGUCAGAGAAAGACACAGAACGGUGGCAAGGUCCACUACAUUCAUACAUCUGGGACUUGGAACCUUGCAGGGCUGGAACUCACAAACAAGGGCGGCUUAACCGAGUUCAAGGAAGAUGAUCUCCUAGAUCAUUUGAGGAAGCUGGAAGAAGAGUCGCCGUUCUCACAACGAACCACGUUGUUCGGGGUCAUCGCAGCCGCAGGGCAGCAUGGUGUGGAAGCGCACAUCCUCCUUCCACCCGAUAUUUACGGUCAAGGAACAGGUCUAUUCAACAAACAUACGCCGCAGCUGUUUGACCUUGUCAAGAAGGCCAUUGGCGUGGGGUAUCCCGAGUGCAUUGGUGAUGGGCUCGGAGGAGCGGGCCAUGUACAUGUCACCGACCUCGCUGAGCUCUACAAAGUCAUGAUACUGCGGAUCCUGCAAGGUGAGGCGGUGCCCUCUGGAAAAGAUGGACUGUUCUUUACGGAAACGGGAUACCAUAACUGGUUCGACGUCGCGAAGCUCAUCGGAGAGGUUGGUGUUUCCAGGGGUGUACUCAAGUCUGCCGACCCACGAUCCAUCACAGUAGAAGAGGCUGCGCAACGGUGGGAGGAAUCGACGAAUGGUGACCAAGAAAUUACAAAAUUGUGUUUCUGCAUGAGGAACAAGACAGUGCCCAACAGGGCGUAUGAACUGGGGUGGAAGCCCGAGAAAACGGACCAUGACUGGAGAGUCUGGAUCGAAGAGGUAUUCCGUAUAGUCGAAUAG
Molecule: messenger RNA, 1038 nt
Organism: Fusarium vanettenii 77-13-4
Lineage: Eukaryota; Fungi; Ascomycota; Sordariomycetes; Hypocreales; Nectriaceae
Exons: 4
Coding region: 1-1038 (345 amino acids)
Source: RefSeq, a predicted model, not a curated record